GGGUUCUCGGUUCCUGCUGGCAUCACCCCGCCACCCCCUUCUCCUGCGCUGCCGGAACCUUUGCUGGGCCGGGGCCGGGCCGCAGGCGGCACAAUUCACUUGAGAAUCUCCAAGCACUCCAUGGAUAUCUAGCUCCACAUCUCUCCUGUAAGGAAGGAGCUGUAUGAGAGACUCAUGAUGAUCACGUUCAUGAAUAGCUCAGACAGUGAAGAGGAAGCCUGCAAUGAGAGAACAUCACUGAUGUCAGCAGAGAGCCCUCCCGUAUCCUCCUACCAGGAUGGCCUGCAAGCACCAGAAGCAUCAGAAACACCGGCACACAGGAAGAGCCAUACUGGUGGCAGUCGUAGCCCUAGUGAUGAUGUUGAUGGAGGUAAUUCUGAGUCAGGACUUCCAGUGAGAGACAUCCCUCUGGACAAUGAGGAAGAGGAACUGACGCUGAAAUAUGGAGCAAAGCAUGUGAUCAUGCUGUUUGUGCCUGUCACGCUGUGUAUGAUUGUUGUCGUUGCCACCAUAAAAUCAGUGCGCUUCUACACGGAGAAAAAUGGGCAGUUGAUCUACACCCCUUUUAGUGAAGAUACACCUUCUGUGGGCCAGCGUCUUCUGAACUCUGUGCUGAACACCAUCAUAAUGAUCAGUGUUAUCAUCGUAAUGACAGUGUUCCUAGUUGUGCUGUAUAAAUAUCGUUGUUACAAGUUUAUCCACGGUUGGCUGAUUCUUUCAUCACUGAUGCUGCUUUUCCUUUUCACCUACAUCUAUCUAGGCGAAGUGCUGAAGACCUACAAUGUGGCCAUGGAUUACCCCACCUUGUUCUUUGUCAUCUGGAAUUUUGGAGCCGUUGGGAUGAUCUGUAUCCACUGGAAGGGUCCGUUGCAGCUCCAGCAGGCCUAUCUCAUUAUGAUUAGUGCGCUGAUGGCAUUGGUUUUCAUUAAAUAUCUGCCCGAAUGGUCAGCGUGGGUCAUUCUAGGAGCCAUUUCCAUUUAUGAUCUGAUAGCUGUUCUGUGUCCCAAAGGACCAUUGAGAAUGCUGGUAGAAACUGCACAGGAGAGAAAUGAACCAAUAUUUCCUGCAUUAAUAUAUUCAUCUGCUAUGGUGUGGACAAUAGGAAUGGCAAAGCCAGACCCAGCAUCAAUAGGCUGUAGUCAGCAGACAUGGGAUUCAGCUGAAGAUGUGAGAGAGAACCAUGACAAUCCUACAUACGUGGAUUCUGAAAUCUCUGAGGCCAGGAGUCCAGCUCCGAUCCAUCCAACAGCGUCCUUAUUAGAGGAGCUGGAAGAGGAGGAAAGGGGUGUCAAGCUAGGCCUUGGAGACUGGAAAACAACACUGGCCUGUUUUGUAGCCAUUCUUAUAGGUUUAUGUCUGACUCUUUUAUUGCUAGCUGUGUUCAAGAAAGCAUUGCCUGCUCUUCCCAUCUCCAUCACCUUUGGCUUGAUAUUCUACUUCUCAACAGACAACCUGGUGAGACCUUUCAUGGACACCCUGGCAUCUCAUCAGUUGUAUAUUUAAAGGUGAAGAAAAACAAUUUGGAAGGUUAUGGGUUGUUUUUUUUAAAGCCUUGCUAUGAAGUAUGGCAUUUUAAACAAGGAAGUUGUAUAGUUUUACACUUAGUGCCAUAUAUUUUCAAGAGAACUUUUUAAAGUCUAUCAUGGGAUACUUAGUAAAAUCUAGUGGCUGACAUCUCAUGCUUUUUCAAGGGAGUUAGGUACCCAUUUCCUGUUGAAAUUCACUGGAAGUUGGCUAUCUAAGUCACUUGGGUUCCUUUGAAAACCUAGCUUUGGCAUUGGUGUUUGAGCAGUACCUGAAUGUACUCAAGCUAAACAUCACCUGUUGCAAAAGGAGAGAGCCUGUAUGUAGUACAGGCUGACAGAUGAAGAACCUUACAUGUACAUUUUGGGAGUUAGGACCUAUGGUUAUGCUUUAACCUGGAAUUGCAGAGGGCUGAUUUGUACUAUGUAAGACUUUGCACAGCACUUUGAAAGUGACAUGCUAACUCUAAUUGAAAGUAAGUCACAGAAUCCUCAUUGAACAAGAGAGGUGACCAGUAAACUAAUGUAACUGGCUGGCUGUGAACAUUAGACCAGGAGACUGUUAGGAUGUUCCAACACUUUGGGCCUAAUUGUGGAGGGCUCACUGAAAUUCGGAUCUGGCCCUUUGUCUUAAAAAAGUUGCUUAGUAUUAUCCUAAUGUGAUGUAGCAAGUGAAGUUUUUCUUUCUAACAAGAUGCCCUCAGAUGGAUCUAAAAGCAUGAGUCUCUGACUAACCUAGAAGCUCAGAAGCUGUGUACAAACUCAUUAGCCCCUAAGUGGAUCAUACUGGAAGUGUGAGUUACAGUUUCCUAUGCUUUCCUGGCAGUUAAAGUGCUAGGAAACAUCUUUGUUCACUAUUACAAACCUCAGAUGACCAAAAAGAUUGGAAAUAUGACAGAACUUCUAUUGAACCAGUUUAACUAACUUAUUCUUGGCCUGAUUCUUGUGUGUAAUAUAAUCUUUAUAGGGAGAACUGUUACCUCUCCUUUGUAAAGAGAUUGUUUUACGCUAAUCUAGGCUUGACUUAUCUAUUUUUUGGUAUUGUUUAAAUACUUUUUGAGACAAGAUUAGAAAGACCAUAUAAAUAUUUAUUGUAAGAGUGACUAUUUUGGAAAUACAUUGCUACUGUUUGUGAUUUUUUUUUUUUUAAGAUACAAUCAUAUUUUAUCUGCUAUCUGUUAUUCUAAAUAAGGCAUGGCAGAAAUUGAAAAUAAUUGCAAGGGUAAUGUAACCCCAUAAAACCACAAUACUUAUUGCCAGCUAACAUCACAUGUUUGGGAGCUUCUUGUUAGAUAUGUUAACCAUUCUCUCUUUUUUCAGUGUGUUCUUUUUCUUCCCAAAGUUCAUUUUUAAGAAAUGGAACACCUUUGAUUUAGCUCAUGUCAGGUAAAUAAACAAGCUCUUAUUUUUCUUUGACCAUUAAUCACCGUGCAAAAUAUACCAUUGUGAAAUACUUGUGUCAACAAAUGUGGUCAUAUCAGCAACAGUAAAAAAUUAAUGUCUGCAAAUAUUCUCUUUAGGAGAGGCACUGACUUCUGUAUUUUUAAAUUUGUUUUUCCAAUAGACAUAUUAAAUCUAACCUCCUUUGAUAUUUAAAAGAUGCUUAUUUAAUAUAUUAAUAAAAAUUAAUUCAUAGUUUAAAAAACAAUUUUUAGUUUGGAUGUUUGUAUGGAUUGUAUGCAUCUCAGGUUGGUCAAAUGUACUCAGUUCUGUUUUUUGUUGAGUCUAUUUCACUGUCAUUUUCUCACUACUAUGUUUAGGUUAAAAUGCAGCAGCAGAGGAGUUAAUUGUUAUAAAAGCUGUGUCUAUGGGAAUCGGAAAAGAAUUAGCAUAUUUCAGUUUGGUUUUAAGAUUUGUGUAAUUUUUUAAAUAAAAUCUCUACAUUUUGGGCCAGA
Messenger RNA from Pelodiscus sinensis (Chinese soft-shelled turtle), 3418 nucleotides. NCBI's taxonomy places the organism in Eukaryota, Metazoa, Chordata, Testudines, Trionychidae. The record is from RefSeq and is a predicted model, not a curated record.